This is a messenger RNA of Trichosurus vulpecula (common brushtail), 411 nucleotides long. Its product is annotated as 40S ribosomal protein S17-like. Gene Ontology annotation, molecular function: structural constituent of ribosome. The coding region runs from base 7 to 411 and encodes 134 amino acids. Gene Ontology annotation, biological process: translation. Lineage: Eukaryota; Metazoa; Chordata; Mammalia; Diprotodontia; Phalangeridae. The record is from RefSeq and is a predicted model, not a curated record. Gene Ontology annotation, cellular component: ribosome. The transcript has a single exon.
GCCAAUAUGGGUCAUUUUCAGACCAAGACCAUGAAAGUGGUGCAAGUCAUCAUCAGAAAGUACUACACUCUCCUGGACAAUGACUUUCACAUCAAAGAGCAUGAGUUCGAGGAGAUCGCCAUCAUCCCUAGCAAGAAGCUCCUCGACAAGAUCGAGAUAUAUGUUACUCAUCUGAUGAAGCGGAUCCAGAGAGGCCAUGUGAGAGGUAUCUCCAUCAAACUUCAGGAAGAAGAAAGAGAAAGGAGGGAAAACUAUGUCCCUGAGGUCUCUGCUUUGGAUCAGGAAAUCAUUGAAGUGGACCCUGAUACCAAAGAAAUGCUGAAACUCCUGGACUUCAGCAGUUUGUCCAACCUGCAAGUUACCCAGCCCACAGUUGGGAUGAACUUCAAAACACCAAGAGGGACUGUUUAG